AUGUCUAGGAUCCUCUCGAGGUUAACUCCUUCAUCCGCCAAACAAAAAGGGUCUAGGCUCGACAGCAAGUUCAAUAAAUUGACAAACUCUUCUCAGUCUUCAUCGCCUUCCUUAUCAGAUCUUCAUGAGAUUGCCAUCUUCUCGUUUAACUCUUCAAAAUUACAAAUAAUGAACAACAACCUAAUCAAGAACUUUCAAAUAAUCAGGCCAACCUCCUCGAAGUCGUUGUAUAACUACUUGUUGAAAAUCCAAAAAACCUUGGUGAUCUUUCAGUACCUUAUCCAGGUAGGUUCAGAAGAUUUCAUCAAUUGUUGGAAAUACGUGGAGCUGUCUGGAAAAUUCGAGAGUAAUAAUUACGAUAUUCUUCCAUCACUUCUUGAGAACUUGGAAUCGAUAGAAAAUUCAAAUCUAUGCCAAGAACCAACGUACAUUUAUUCUACCUCAUCGUCCAAUUCCAUGAAGAACAAUAUCCGAUCAACGUUAAGUUCUGUGAUUAAUAAAUUAUCAAAAUUGAAGAACUAUCUCAGUGAUCCAGAAGAUUUACAGCAAUUUCGUUUAUCUUUCCAAAAGCUACGAUUCGAUAUGUCGAGACCAACCCCAAGAUCAUCGAUGGAUAGCCAUCCAAGAUUGAAUCCAUCCAGCAGUGUUGAUGGGGGUAGAAAUAGCAUAAGUGGCAAUUUGAGGAGCAACUAUAGAACCGCUUCUUAUGGAGAAAAUACAAAUUUAAUUGACUUAUCGAGCAACUCCGAUGAUUUUAAUAAAAUUGAUUUCCAAAUAAUGGAGCCCAACGUUGAUAUUGCUGGUAAUUUGCAAAAUAUGGCUAAACGCAGAGUAUCUGGCAAUCAUCAUCCUGCUCCCAUCACCCCUAGAAACACUUCUCAAAGAAGCUUUUCUGCCUCAAAAUCUUUGGACUUGAACAGGUUGAUAAAUUCUCCUUCAGGGUCGGCCAGUGGCAAUAAUGGUAAUUACAAGGAACUACAGAAAAAUGAUUUCAAGAAUUUUAGCAAUAAGCUACUAAAGUUUCGUGGCAACAGUAACAAUGACAACAAUUCGAAAGUCUCGUCGCCAUUGUCGAGGACCUCGUAUUCUGCUUCAGACAAUAAUGAAAAUGGAAAAGUGUUAACCCCUUUAAUUGAAGUCAAUGAGGCCUUAGUUUGA
This is a messenger RNA of Saccharomycopsis crataegensis, 1158 nucleotides long. RefSeq lists its product as uncharacterized. The coding region runs from base 1 to 1158 and encodes 385 amino acids. Lineage: Eukaryota; Fungi; Ascomycota; Saccharomycetes; Ascoideales; Saccharomycopsidaceae. The record is from RefSeq and is a predicted model, not a curated record. The transcript has a single exon.